AUGCACUGCCUGCGUUUUGACUCUGCACACUGGGCAGCAGUGAGCGCGGACAGAGCUACCCGGAAGUCUGUUUCAAUUACAUCAAAGUUUUGGAGAAAGUGGCAGCGACAGAAGCAGCAGCUGGACCCCGGAGGACCCAGUAGGACCGAGGAGGACCCCGGAGGACCCCUGACGAACCCUGACACCGCAGACAGAGCCCUGCCCUGUGCCCAGCGCUGCUCUCUAGACAGGUCCAGGAUUCUACCAAAUUGA
Knipowitschia caucasica is the source of this 252-nucleotide messenger RNA. The record is from the annotation of a GenBank genome assembly. Lineage: Eukaryota; Metazoa; Chordata; Actinopteri; Gobiiformes; Gobiidae.